CUGCCCUAGGUUGGGGUUAGAGGUCAGGUGUUUGGUAAGAGUUUGGUAACAUUGGGAGCUCACAUUGGUGGCCGAGUGCUUUUGAGCUAGAAAUAUCCCACCAACAUGCUUUCAAGGUUGGCUACAGGCGGUGGUGUAUUUGGCAGGAGCUGCUUUCGUCUUUGUGCAUCGCCAGGCGCGGCUACAAGACAUCUACAGCAGAUCUCAAAGUUGUCGGUUGGUGGCAGAGGUGUGGGUGUGACCCUUCACACAGGAGCUGCACUCUUCUCUGCACCAGUAAGAUGUAGAGGCUGGAACACGGCAACACUGUUAAAACUAGCAGCACCCAAACAGAAUGCUUGCAGGCUUGCACAGCUCAGACAGACCACAACAGCAGCUGGUGUAGCUGCUCCUGUAACACAACAGAUUCCAGCUCGGGCUCAGAAGAUUGUUGGGUCAUGGCUGCUGGUCUCAGCAGGGAUGGUGUUUGGAGCUGUGGCCAUUGGAGGGCUCACGAGGUUGACCGAGUCAGGUCUGUCUAUGGUAGACUGGCACCUAAUCAAGGGGAUGAAGCCACCUCAAACUCAGCAGGAAUGGGAGGACUAUUUCAAGAUGUACAAGGAGACACCACAGUGGAAGUAUCAGAAUCGUGAGAUGACCAUUCAGGAGUUCAAGUUCAUAUUCUACAUGGAGUGGUUCCAUCGCAUGUGGGGCAGGACCAUCGGUCUGGUGUUCUUCCUCCCAGCAGCUUAUUUCUGGAGGAAGGGCUGGGUCAGUAAAGCCAUGAAGCCCAGGCUGGCAGCAUUCGGCUCGCUUCUUGUGUUUCAGGGUCUGCUUGGUUGGUUCAUGGUGAAGAGUGGACUGGAGGAGCCAGGAGAUGACAUCCCCAGAGUUAGUCAGUACAGGCUGGCGUCACACCUCGGCUCAGCCUUCCUGCUGUAUGUGGGCCUGCUGUGGACUGGACUGCUGCAUGUGCUGCCUAGGCAGAAGUUUGAGAUGACGAGUCAGAUGAGGCAGCUCAGCAAGUAUGCACAUGGAACCAUGGCUCUGGUCUUCUUCACUGCACUGUCAGGUGCCUUUGUAGCAGGGCUGGAUGCCGGUCUUGUCUACAACUCCUUUCCUAAGUUUGGGGACAGAUGGAUUCCUGAAGACUUGUUCAACUUUGACCCCAAGUGGAAGAACAUGUUUGAGAACCACACCACUGUCCAGUUCAACCACAGAAUACUGGGCACCACCACAGCUGUUGCCAUCCUGAGUUUGUGGGUGUGGUCCCGGAGACUGAGGCUCACUCCCCGCGCCAGCCUGGCUCUCAGCUGUAUGGCUGGCAUGUCUGUUGUUCAGAUCUCCCUUGGCAUCGGCACCCUUCUCCUGUACGUACCCACAUGGCUGGCCUCCACUCAUCAGCUGGGAUCGCUCACACUGCUGUCCUUCGCUGUGUGGCUCGCAACAGAACUCAAGAAACUCCCCAAAUAAAAACCUAGGCUUCUCUCACAGCAGGAAUGUCCAUCACAACUUGCGCGCAAAUUCCUUUCAAAACAGAUACAUUGUACAUGUAUGGUCUGCUAAACCAUGUCAUGAACUCAUGACCUUCCUGGCCAUUUGAUGCCAUGAUAAUGCUACGCUGGCAUAGUUUGGUAUGAGCUUAUCAGAAUCUCUAUUAGUGAUACAAGCACAAGUCCAUACUGGCCCAUUCUAAAUGGCAGUCAUACUGAUUCUCACAUACAGUAAUGAGACUUAACAUUUUGCAAUGUGAAUCUAUUCAACAUAAUGCGGAAAAUCGAGAAUGUGUAAUCUUCAGUUUUUGCUGUGACUGUGUAUAUGCUUUUGUGCUUUGUGAUGUUAACAAAAUCAUGAACAUUGAGGACAUCUUGCAGUGGUUGUGAUACUUGCAGUAAGUUAGGUAAAAGACUUAUAAAGGUAUGUUGUAUAUAUUGCAGUGAUAUUAUCAAUGCAAAAUUAGGCCAUCUUUACUUCAGUGUAUUCAUGUCUACUGUGAACUCGGCCCAACCUGCUCAGACAGUGAUCGACAUGUAAGAGAGGCCACCGAGGCAGCCCGCAGCUGGAUUAGGAGAUGGAGUGAUAAGAUAUAAUGAUGAUGUCUACAGAAAUGUUACAUUUUAAUUGAAAGCUUUUCUGAACAACGAAAACAAUGUGUCAUAUGUCUCCGACUUGCUCAGUAUAUCAAACUUUAAAGGAAUUUAAGAAAUAUUGUGCAUUUUUUGGACUCCCUGUUAGCUUGGUGUGAUCUGUCAUUGUCAAGUCAGUCUGAAAAAAAAGAAGAAGAAAUAAUAA
Molecule: messenger RNA, 2271 nt
Organism: Branchiostoma floridae (Florida lancelet)
Lineage: Eukaryota; Metazoa; Chordata; Leptocardii; Amphioxiformes; Branchiostomatidae
Product: cytochrome c oxidase assembly protein COX15 homolog
Exons: 10
Coding region: 106-1452 (448 amino acids)
Biological process (GO): heme A biosynthetic process
Cellular component (GO): mitochondrial inner membrane
Molecular function (GO): oxidoreductase activity, acting on NAD(P)H, heme protein as acceptor
Source: RefSeq, a predicted model, not a curated record